AUGGGAGGAACUUCACAUCAGACGGCCUUCAACACUAGGGUCAUUCUCUUCGCAACCCUCGGCUCUCUCACAUAUGGCUACUGCAGUUCAAUCAUUUCCACGACCCUCGGACAGCCCAGUUUUCUGCAAUAUAUGCACCUAGAGAACUCCAAGCGUGCGACAGUUUUGAUAGGAGCCAUCAAUGGAAUAUAUCAAGCCGGCGGACUUCUCGGAACAAUCUCCACAAGUUGGACAUCCGAUGCUCUCGGGCGUAGGAAGGCAAUCUUUCUGGGAGCAUUGGUGAGCAUUAUCGGUGGAGUCCUUCAGACUGCAUCGGUGAAUGCAGCCAUGUUUAUCGUCGCACGUUUGAUCACAGGACUUGGAAUUGGCUGUCUGGUAACUUUGAUCCCCCUAUGGCAGGGUGAAGUCGCCUCUCCUGCCACGCGUGGCUUCUCCGUCGGACUUCAUGGCGUUUUCAUUCUCACCGGAUACUCUCUAGCCAGCUGGAUAGGAGCAGGAUUCUUUUUUGUGAAUGCAAAUGGUGCACAAUGGCGCAUCCCACUCGCCUUCCAGACCAUUCCUCCACUUCUUCUCGCCGCUGGUGUGAUGAGAUUACCCGAGUCUCCACGUUGGCUCAUCGAGAAUGGGAGACACGCCGAGGCCAAGGACAUUGUACUAAGACUUCAUGGUGCCGACAACGAAGCAGACACGGAAGGAAAUGGUAUACACACCUUUGCCGAACGCGAGUACGAAGAGAUGGUUGUGCAAAUCAUGGCGGACAGUGUACUCCCUUCAAGCUGGGUUUCCAUGAUACAAGUCCCGUCGUAUCGGAAACGCGCCCUCAUAGGUUUCUYCACCAUGUUUGCCGCGCAGUGCACCGGAACCCUGGUCAUCAAUAACUAUGGAAGCACGCUUUACAAAUCCCUGGGCUUUGAUACAAAGAGACUAUUGCUGAUCCAAGCCGGCUGGAUCACCUUGGGAAUCCCAGCCAACGUUCUCAACGCAAUCCUGCUCGAUCGUGUUGGGAGGAAGUGGCUCAUGAUUGCGGGUCUUUGUGGWACAUCGUCAGCCGUAUUGGGCGAAGCUGUAACAGUUGCACUUUUCGAAGGCACAAACAACAAAGCUGGAAUUGCCGCCGCCGUCUUCUUCUUGUUCUGGCAUAUCAGUUGGUACGGAUCGACGCUCGACGCCUCGACCUACGUCUACGCCUCCGAGAUCUGGCCAACUCACAUUCGCGCCAAAGGAACGGCACUUUCAACAUCGGGUCUGUUUGUCGGCUCACUGAUAUUACUAUCAGCGGCAUCGGACGCGUUUGCGAGCAUUGGUUGGAAGUACUACAUGGUCUUCUUCUCGGUAACCGUGGUCUCGAUUUUCAUCUUUGCCAUUUGGUGGCCGGAGACCAAAGGGUUGUCCUUGGAAAAGAUCGGCGCGCUGUUCGGUGAUGAGGUCGUACAAGUGUUGGACAGCCCACAUGACCCUACCGCCGUCAACAUUGAUGUUGCCACUUCCGGUAAGGAUACGGAGAAAGAUUGA
This is a messenger RNA of Ramularia collo-cygni, 1512 nucleotides long. Its product is annotated as related to sugar transporter. The transcript is spliced from 8 exons. Gene Ontology annotation, biological process: carbohydrate transport; transmembrane transport. The coding region runs from base 1 to 1512 and encodes 503 amino acids. NCBI's taxonomy places the organism in Eukaryota, Fungi, Ascomycota, Dothideomycetes, Mycosphaerellales, Mycosphaerellaceae. The record is from RefSeq and is a predicted model, not a curated record. Gene Ontology annotation, molecular function: carbohydrate:proton symporter activity. Gene Ontology annotation, cellular component: membrane.